AUGACGCUCAUCGGCGCCGAGGGCGGGGGCUCGGAAUCAGACUCCGAUGAAAUCGACGCCGAGCGCGCGCAGGCGUCGUUACGCGCGUGGGAGAAGAAGUACCAGAGCGAACGCGCGUGGGAAGACUUGGAGGAAGAUCCUCUCACCGGACGCCUGCGCGUGAACGCGCGCGCGGUGGAGCUGAGAGCGCGGGAGCGCCGGGCGAAGAUGGCGUCCGCAGCCUUGCGAGGCGGCGCGGCGAAGGGGAUGAUGCGGUUCGCGUACGUCGUCGUGGAUUUGAGUCGCGCGGCGAACGAGGAGGAUUUCAGACCGAACCGCCUGAGCGUCGUCGGGCACUGCGCCGCGGCGUUCGUGCGGGAGUUUUUUAAUCAGAACCCGUUGAGUCAGUUGGGGAUCAUCGUGGCGAGGAACGGGGUGGCGGAGCGUCUGACGGAGCUGAGCGGGAGUCCGGAGGCGCACUGCGCGGCGUUGCGGAACGCCCUGGACGCGAGCGGAGAUUUUAGCCUGCAGAACACGUUAAACGCGGCGCGGACGUCGUUGAAGUCGAUACCUUCGUACGGGAGUCGGGAGGUUCUGUACAUUAUGAGCUCGCUCGCGACGUGCGAUCCAGGGAACGUGUGGACGGAGAUACAGGCAACCAAGGCGGCGAAAGUGCGCGUGAGCGUCGUCGCCGUCGCGGCCGAGCUGCACGUCGCGAGAAGAUUGUCGGAGGAAACGGGUGGGACGUACGGGGUGAGUAUGAACGCGGACCAUCUGGACGAUUUGAUCAUGGCGCACGCGCCGCCGCCACCGCUCGCCGAGGACGCGACCAAGUCGUGUCUGGUGCAGAUGGGAUUUCCCCAGAAGAAGCACGUGAGCAAGGACGCUCUGAUCGUGGGCACGCGAGGCGAUUAUGUUUGUCCGAGAUGCUCCGGACGAAUCGACGAACUUCCGUCGCAGUGCACCGUAUGUCGGUUGACGCUCGUGUCAUCGCCGCACCUCGCUCGAUCAUAUCACCAUCUGUUCCCUGUCCCCGCGUUCAAGGAGUACGCGAGCCGGAAUGUGUCCGCUAAGGAGAGUGGGAUAGUCGCAUUGGAGUGCUCCGCAUGUCUCGCGUCGAUCACCGACGCGAGUUUAGCUUCCGAGUGCGAGCACUGUUCGAAUGUGUUUUGCUUCGCGUGCGACAUUUUCAUCCACGAGCGACUGCACAACUGUCCACACUGCUCGUGCGCAACGCACGUGGAGUCGAGGAAAAAGGCAUCAUAG
Ostreococcus tauri is the source of this 1245-nucleotide messenger RNA. Its product is annotated as von Willebrand factor, type A. The transcript has a single exon. Gene Ontology annotation, biological process: DNA-templated transcription; regulation of transcription by RNA polymerase II; nucleotide-excision repair. The record is from RefSeq and is a predicted model, not a curated record. Gene Ontology annotation, molecular function: zinc ion binding. Gene Ontology annotation, cellular component: transcription factor TFIIH core complex; transcription factor TFIIH holo complex. Lineage: Eukaryota; Viridiplantae; Chlorophyta; Mamiellophyceae; Mamiellales; Bathycoccaceae. The coding region runs from base 1 to 1245 and encodes 414 amino acids.